Molecule: messenger RNA, 2290 nt
Organism: Motacilla alba alba
Lineage: Eukaryota; Metazoa; Chordata; Aves; Passeriformes; Motacillidae
Gene: FBXO2
Product: F-box protein 2
Exons: 6
Coding region: 215-952 (245 amino acids)
Biological process (GO): SCF-dependent proteasomal ubiquitin-dependent protein catabolic process; glycoprotein catabolic process
Cellular component (GO): SCF ubiquitin ligase complex; cytoplasm
Molecular function (GO): ubiquitin protein ligase activity; protein binding
Source: RefSeq, a predicted model, not a curated record
GCGGCGCCGCGUUGGGCGGGGCCCGUUCCCCAUCCCGGGAGCCCGGGCCGCCCUGCCAGCCCCGGGAGCCGCGGGCGGCGCAGCGCAGCUCGGAGCGGUCCGGCCCCGGCCAGCCCCCGCAGCAGCGGCUCAGUGUCUGACAUUGCUGAGGGUGGGAAACCCUCACCAUUGCUUUCCACCCUCUCUCAGACAGCUGUGCCAGCCUGGCCCAGGGAUGGAGUCCCUCCCUGACGCAGUCCUGAUCCGGAUCCUGGCGUCCAUACCUGCGGCAGAGCUGGUGCUGGUGUGCCGCCUGGUCUGCUGCCAGUGGAAGAACCUGGUGGAUGGAGCUGCACUUUGGAUCCUGAAGUGUCAGCAGGAAGGCCUCAGCAGAGCAGAGUCAGAUGUAGAGAACUGGCAAAGCUUCUACUUCCUGAGUAAGAAAAGGAAGAAUCUCAUCAAGAACCCAUGCGGUGAAGAAGACUUGGAGCACUGGGGAGAGGUAGAGAAUGGAGGUGAUGGCUGGAAAGUUGAAGAGCUCCCAGGGGACUUUGGAAAAGAAUUUCCUAGUGAAGAAGUCCAUAAAUACUUUGUUACAUCUUAUGAGUGGUGUCGAAAGGCUCAGGUCAUUGACCUUAGGGCUGAGGGCUACUGGGAAGAGCUGAUGGAUACAACCCAGCCUAAAAUCACGGUAAGAGACUGGUAUGCAGGACGCAGUGAUGCUGGCUGCCUGUAUGAGCUGAGUGUGAAGCUGCUCUCUGAGAAUGAGGAUGUGCUGGCUGAGUACAAAAGUGAGACUGUCACCAUCCCAGAGGGCAAUGAUGCCAGCUGGACUGAGAUCUCUCACACCUUUUCCAGCUACGGGCCGGGGGUGCGCUUUGUGCGCUUUGAGCACGGCGGGCAGGACACGCUCUUCUGGCAGGGCUGGUACGGUGUGCGCGUCACCAGCAGCAGCGUGACACUGGAGCCAUAGCUGUGCUCAACCAGGGCCUGCAUGCUGCGGUUCACUUCCCUCAGGGCAUCCCCUAGCCUUUGGAUGGUUUCUGCAUGGUGCUGCUUCUGGCCAUAGAGCCUUUCUGCAUAGGAACGUGUGUGCAAGAUGCCAGGAGCCACCACCCAUCCUUCCUCAAGAGGACUAUGCAAAGAACGUGAAUGGAUUUGUGAAUGCGCCACAGGACUCAGCCUCACCACCUGCACUGAUGACCUCUGUCAGACAGGAGAUCACCUAAGAAUCCUGCAGACCUUCUCUCUUAGUCUGUAAUCCCUAGCACCCAGCCUGGGUCAGCUGUCUCUCCUGCCUGCUUCCCUGACUUGGGCACUCCUUAAGUAUAUUUUGUGGAAGUUAGAGUGGGAAGAAAAGAAUAAAGAAAACCACAGACCCUGUGUCUCAAAACAUACCAGGGAAACCCAGAGCCCUGUCCCCAGCUGUUUCCAUGACCUGCAGGGAGAACCUUGGCUUCUUCCAUUUAUAAAAAGGUAACAUUGUUUACCGCAGAGGGGUUCUAGCUUGGCUGUCAAUACUAGCAGUUUAAUUUUUAGUGAUAAUGCAAAGCAAGAGAGGUUGUAUCCUUUUCUCUUACACUGUUCCCAGCAUCCAUUUAUCAAGGGAAGUGUUGGGAAGAGAAACAUGUCAUGUGUCCAGCCCUGGGCCUUCAUUUGGCUCCCUCAGAGAGAUGGCAUCUGAGAGUGAUUGCUGACAGAGAGAUGACAACAACUUAGGGAAGAAGGUUAGAAAAAGUUUGGGAUAGGGUCCAGAAACAAAUGAAAACAAACUCCUUUACCCCUUCCUGGCCUCUGCAAGCUUCCUGCAACAAGCAUCCUGGUCAUCCAGUGUGACUCUGCUGGCAGGACACAGAAAGCUGUUGGCCUCGCUCCACCUCUGCUGACCAUGUCUGCAAGAAGUACACGUCUGCCUCUGCCAUGUGCUUGCUGACAAGACAGCACCUCAGUCUCCCACUUGAGCUUCUUGAUAUCACUCAGGGCUGUGUGUCCCAUCCUGAACUGACCCCAAAGCUGUCCUGAACCAAGACUGUCCCUGCUAGUUAUUCCACUCAGAAGAGCACCCGCUAGCAGAGCUGGUGUUGCCUAAAGAAAGUAUAUUUUUGUGUCCAUGUGUCUGCCUGCCCUCCCUGGGCUGCCAUUUAAGUGCCCCUUUACGCAUGUAGUGACUGCUACUGCCUGCAGCCAGAGGAAGGAGCUUUCCACCUGGACACUGUGCAUGCUAAAGCUCAGGCUUUCUGCACAGCCACACACGCACCAGAGUCCAGGCAAACAUAAUAAAGUGACACAAUUGUGUGUGGAUUUCCUCUUU